AUGCGUCGACAGAAACAGAGAGAGGCUUAUCAUAAGAAAAAAUUACGCCUAUCUUUUGGUACUUAUACAUCAAAAGAUACUGAAGAAAUUGUUGAUACUGCUCCUGCUACUGCAUUAACUGUUACCACGAGUACCAAAUGCCUGUCGAGUGAAGAUCUUCAAAAAAUGGAGAGUGCCACUUCUACUGCAGACAACAUAUUAUCUGCUAAAGUGCCAUCUCCAGAUAAUGCUAAGACAUCCAAUACAACUACACAAGACAAUGGUCAGCAGACUAAAAGUCAAGCUAGAAAUUCUUCACGGCAUUGUUCGGUCAAACGCUCUAGGAAAAAAGCAGCUCCAGCGAAAGGUAAUACAGUCCUACAAGGCAUUGAUGCACUUAAUUGCAUACCUCACAAGUCAAAUAAGUUACCUCGGAAGGAAGAUUGUCAAUAUUGUCAUGCAAAAAAGUUCCAUUCUGAAACAGCCAAUUUCUGCUGCUCUGAUGGUUCUGUUGUUCUCCAUGACAAUAAAUUGCCCAGUGUUCUUGUUGAACUAUUCACUGCUCAAACAGAAGAAGCGAUUUGUUUCCGUACAUAUGUUAGAACAUAUAACAAUAUGUUUGCUUUCACUUCAUUUGGUGUUCACUACGACAAGGCGCUCUGCAAAAGGAACAAUGGGAUCUACACUUUCAAAAUUCAAGGACAGACUUACCAUUUUAUUAAUCAUCUGAUUCCUCAUCAUGGUUCAGGAAUGUAUCUCCAACUUUACUUCCAUGACACAGAUCGUGAGCUACAGAAUAGAAUGGCCACGUCAGACAGAUUAACUGAAAGCCUUGUGAUCAAAAUCAUGGAAGUUAUGAAGACAAAUCCUUAUGCUUGCUUUUUUCGUAGUUUACGAAACGUACCUCAGCUGGAUUCUUAUCAAAUAGUCUUGAAAUCUCACACCGAUAAUGAUCAACGUGUAUUUAACCAGCCAACAGCUUCCCAAAUUGCAGCUCUUUGGCUAUUCAACGAUGCGAGAACUCAAAAGGAAUAUGUAUCAAUGAGAGAAUACUAUGCUUACAAAAUGCAAAUUAGAUACCAGUGCACGCCUAACAUUCUCAACACUGGAAGACUAUUUCAGCAAUUUGUAGUUGAGAUGUAUGUAAAGAUUGAGACUCAGCGGUUAGAUUUCUACAGAAGCAGACAACAAUUAAUACGCAGGGAACAAUUACAAGGACUCAUGGAUAGUGUUGUUCAAGGACAAUCUCGCGGAGCACAGGUUGGCCAAAAAGUUAUCCUUCCAGCUUCGUUUAUUGGGGGUCCAAGAGAUAUGAAAAGACGAUACGUAGAUGCAAUGGCUCUUGUACAAAAAUCUGGCCGACAUGAUAUAUUUAUUACAAUGACUUGUAACCCUGCUUGGCCAGAGAUAAAAGAAGCCAUGUUACGUACAGAUGAAGCUCAGAACCGACCAGAUCUCCUAUCAAGAGUGUUUCAUGCAAAGGUCAACAUUUUAAAGGAAGAUUUAUUCAAAAAGCAUAUAUUUGGAGAUGUAGCAGCAUAUACUUAUGUUGUGGAAUUCCAGACACGUGGACUACCACAUAUUCAUAUGCUUAUUAUUCUACAGCCGAGAUCAAAAUUAUAUUCGACAGAAUCCUAUGAUCGAAUUGUGUCUGCUGAAAUACCAGAUGAACAAGCAAAUAAACAUCUGUUUAAUAUGGUUCGAAAGCACAUGAUGCAUGGCCCAUGCAGAUCAAAAAAUCCAAAGAACGUGUGUAUGCAAGGCUCAUUUAUGAGAAGGUGCAGAAAUAAUUAUCCCAAGAAAUGGGCUAGCAGAACAACUCAUGGAAACAACACCUAUCCAACUUAUAGACGAAGAAAUGAUGGCAAGAAAAUCAUUGUCCGUGGACAAGAACUCGAUAACAGGUGGGUAGUUCCAUACAAUCCCUAUUUACUUGCGAAAUUCAAUUGUCAUAUCAAUGUUGAGAUAUGUUCUACUGUUAAAGCUGUUAAAUAUAUCUAUAAAUAUAUCUACAAAGGACAUGAUAAGAUACAUUUCCAGGUUAACAAUGAUAAUGAACCAAUAGCUAAUAACCAACCAACUCAGAUUGAUGAAAUUACAAAAUAUCAAUCAGCUAGAUGGGUAUGCCCAGUUGAAGCUAUAUGGCGUAUUUAUAGAUUUUCGUUAUCUGAAAUGCAUCCUGCAGUUAUUCAUCUUCAGCUACACCUUGAGAAUUUUCAGUGCAUGACUUUUAAUGAAAAGGAAGAUUUACGAGAUCUCUUACAAAAUUCUUUCAGGAAAAGAACAAUACUAACAGAAUUUUUUCGCAUGAACACUACUGAUCCAUUAGCUAAGCAGCUAAAAUGUACAUACAAAGAGUUUUCAGAGUAUUUUGUAUGGUAUCGUGGAAAAAAAUAUUGGGCAGUGAGACAACAAAAAGACAGUAUUGGUAGGAUAGUUAGUGCCAGUCCAACAGAGGGUGAACGCUACUUUCUUAGACUGUUGCUUACUCAUGUCAAAGCACCAACAUCUUUUGAUGACUUGAAGAUAGUAAAUGGAGUUCAUGUUGGUAUGUAUCGACAAGCAGCUAUCCUGAAAGGUUAUUUUGAAUCAAAUGAUUCACAAGAACAAUGUAUGGAAGAAGCUGCUGCAUAUCAUAUGCCAUACAGUCUAAGGAGAUUAUUUGCAACUUUAUUAGUUUAUUUCCCACCGGCAAAUCCUCCAACUUUAUGGAACAAAUUUGAACAGGCAAUGUCUGAAGACUACAAUGGGACAUCUACUUUACCUCCUGAACAGAUUCGACUUGAGGUACUACACCAAAUCAACAACUUUUUGGAUUCAAUGGGAAAAGACAUAAACAGCUUUUCCUUAGUCUCUACAACAUUGAGAUUCCGAGAUAGAUACACAAAUACAAGAGACACCUUAAGUGAACUCAAUAUUCAGGUAUCGGAAGCAGAUUUAUUAGCCAUUACACAGCUCAAUGCAGAACAAAAAACUGCUUUUCACCACAUAAUGGAUGCUAUCUUUGUCAAACAAAAGGGAUGCUUUUUUAUUGAUGGCCCUGGAGGCACUGGAAAAACAUUUCUAUACAAAGCUUUGCUAGCUGAAAUAAGAUCAAAGGGUUAUAUAGCUCUUGCAACUGCAUCAUGUGGAGUUGCAGCAUCUAUCUUACCCGGAUGA
Molecule: messenger RNA, 3138 nt
Organism: Coffea arabica (coffee)
Lineage: Eukaryota; Viridiplantae; Streptophyta; Magnoliopsida; Gentianales; Rubiaceae
Biological process (GO): telomere maintenance; DNA repair
Molecular function (GO): DNA helicase activity
Source: RefSeq, a predicted model, not a curated record